Messenger RNA from Dromaius novaehollandiae (emu), 3034 nucleotides. It is a transcript of the gene NDUFB6, whose product is annotated as NADH:ubiquinone oxidoreductase subunit B6. The coding region runs from base 92 to 478 and encodes 128 amino acids. The transcript has 4 exons. The record is from RefSeq and is a predicted model, not a curated record. NCBI's taxonomy places the organism in Eukaryota, Metazoa, Chordata, Aves, Casuariiformes, Dromaiidae. Gene Ontology annotation, biological process: mitochondrial ATP synthesis coupled electron transport; mitochondrial electron transport, NADH to ubiquinone.
GCCCCAGCCGGCAGCGGCGGGGCAGUGCGUCAUCGCCGCGCGCCGUCGCCAAGGACACGGCGCCCGUUCGCGGUCGGGGCCGGGCGGCGCCAUGAGCGGCUUCGGCGCGGACGAGAAGCUGCGGCUGCAGCAGCUCCGCGCCCUGCGGCGCCGCUGGCUGCGGGACCAGGAGCUCAGCGAGCGGGAGCCCGUCCUGCCGCGGCGGCAGCUCGGGCCCGUGGCCGCCUUCUGGGAGCGCUUCCUGCAGCCCGGCGGCCAGUGGCGGCUCCAGGUGUUCAGGGCGUACCAGGGCGGCGCCUUCGCCGUGACGCGGGUCCUGCUCCCCGCCACGAUCGUCCUCUACUACGUCAAGUACCACGUCAUGAAAACGCCGUAUGGUGCUGUUGAAUCAAAUCCACGGAUAUUUCCGGGGGACAGAAUUUUAGAGACGGGAGAAGUUUUUCCACCUCUGAAAGAAGAACCUGGUGAUCACCACUGAUGGUUAAAUGCUGAUUUCCUUCUUCAGCAAACAAGGCGAUAUCUGCAGCUGCUUUAUCUGUUCUAUAAAUGACUCCUUAUUCUGCAUCCCUUAAUCUCUUCCUUCAUUUACUUUCCACCUAGUCAGUUUUGUUCCAGUCGCUACUCAUGAGAGUUUCCUUUUCCUACAGUGAGUUUUCCUGCUAAUCUCUCGGGAUGUAGCACCCUUCCCCUUCCCACCCCCAGUCCUGUAUCUUUUAUUCUGGUCUGAUGAGAUCCUACAGCAGGACAAUGUGUGCCUUAUAAUAACAGGAAUGCCACUUUACAUCCUGGGUGGAUUAUGGAAUAGUUUUCCCAAAGGGACGGGUGUCAUGCCUAGCUGCAGGAACUGCCUAAAGCAGAGUGCAUGCACACACGUGUGCACGUAUGCAUGUGCACACGCACAUACAUGUACACCAGCUGUCGUCUUCCAGACAGUCUAGCAGGCCCUUUUCUACCAAGUGUUUUAGAGACUUCUGUGUCAUCCCAUUUCUCGGCCAGUAGAGGAUGGUAGAAGUGGAACUCCUGGGCAGCAGCCUGCUGAACACCCCACACCCCCAUCCCAACAUGUGAAUUAGCCUGAUGGCAGUGUGGUCUACCUGAAAUUGCCUGUUCCCAAAACGAAGAGUCCAACUGGGAAGGAGAGUGAAAGUUCCCAAGCUUUCCCAAAAAGUUGCAUCCCUGAGAGUGAAAGGUAGAUUACACUGAUUUUCAGGCCUCCUAUUGCUUUACCUAAAGGCAUAGCAGAAAUGACAGUUAAACUGUAAACUUGAGACUUCACGGUUUACAUCAGUCUGACAUAAAUGGGCAUAAGUCCAUACUCUGAAAUAGUUGCUACUUCAAUUGAAGGGCUGGAUAGGGCAAAUCUCCCCAUGACAAAUGAAGAUGUUUGUGUUUACAGUAUUCAGGUGGCAAGCAACAGUGUUCUGGAGUUUUUGAGGGUUUUGUGGUUCUUUCAAAGGGAAGUAGGGGAACAAGUUCUCAGUGCAAAGUCAAAAUUCUAGGGAAUACAGCAGUAAUGGAUAAAAAGAUUGUAACUCCUCUAGCAGCCGUUGGUCAGUCCAAUUUGACAUCUUUUCUCAGACUUCAGUGUUUCAGACCAACGGAGCAAAGAAGGACGCUGAAGAAGUUGAAGCUUUCUCAAUACAAAUAACAGAACCCCCAGGCUUUGCUUUCCACAAUGGCUAGCUCAGCACCUUUUGUAAGCAAUGAUCUCCCUUGGGCAUGCAGGCAGGGAACAGGGAAAAGCAGAGGAGACCAACACAUUCAGGUAUGUAAGCGGAAAAAAACCUGCUGCUGUCAGUGCAUUUAGAAAGCCCAAGCCCAGACCUCUGUGAUCAAAGAACAGCAUCACAGCAGCGAUCACCUCCAUUUCUUUCUCCUGAUGAAUUCUCUCUUUCACCUCUAGCACAAAAUCAGAUCUGAAUUAAGACAAAAAGUACUGGCAUGUACCUGCGUGUGUGGACUGCUCCAGUACAGAAACUUGACAAAACCAAUGUUUAUCAGUUCUUGGCUAAUCCAAGGUGGGCAAGAGUGAUAGGAGGGAAGCAAAAGUGGUGGGAGGGAGAAGAAAACUCCCUAUCAAAUCGGCACCUGAAAGGAAUCGGCAGGGCUCUGCUCAGGAAAGGAAGCUGCUUUCCAGAGAGGCAAGAGUGGGGCUCACAGUGCAGUUGUGGUGUGCUUGCAGGCAUGAUGUGUACUCUGCCUCCCUCAUGCCUGUCCAUCACCAGACACAGCUCACCAGUUUCUUAUGCUCAAAAUUGUUUAUGGGCGAGACCUGAUAUUAAAAGUAAAGCCAAGAAUUUAUUGUUAGUAUAGGUAAAAUCUUAAGAGUUGACUCAUUAUUAGUCCAGGAAAAGAGAAAAGAAUAAUGCAGUUAAAACUUCUUAAUUUCUACCUCUUUUCUUGAUGUUAUGCUCACCCUUGCACUAUUCCUCUGGGUCCUAAGAUUGGUGGUUUCAUUAUGGUGGUGGUAGGGGUGUUAUGGCAAGCUGUCAGCCUCUGUGGAGUCCUUCACCAGAAGGAAUAUGUUUGUGUUGAUGGUUUCUUCCUCCUCCUCCAGAAUCCACUCAGGUUCAUUUUUAUGUUUGCUAAUGUAACGUGCAGUUCACACCUUUAUCUCUUUUGAUUUGUGUACAGUUCCUGUUACAUUUGAAUUUACUAUAUAUAGUGCGCUUUACGCAUGUCAGAUACUAUUUUUGUUCUUUUGUUACCCCAGAAACCAGUUUUGUCCAGCUCCAGAUCUGUAUCUUUUUUAACUGACCAUUAGUUGUUUAUAGUGGUGGGAUUUCCAGUCCCAAGCAUGGGUCCCAUCUCUUAUCAUCCUAUGCCUGUACCCCUAUCUACAGAAUCCUGUGCCUGCAUUUUUCAAGGCCUCUGCUAUCGUGCUACGCCUGUAUUUCUCUAGCUACAUCAUUGAGCUAGUCAUAAAUGUCUCAUUCUACAUAGAAUAACUGUUUGUUACUAGUAGCUAUAUAAAACUGUCAUUGUAUUACACAAAGAUAAACAAAAGUAAAAUAAAUUAGCCAUGGGUACCUGA